GACUAUGUGUUAGCUUAUGAAGAAGGUGUUGGUGGUGGCGAUACUAGCGAUUCUCCAUCCUAUGCUGAAGAAAAUAUAGAUGAGGAUGAAGACGAAGAUGACAAGGCUACACAGAUGUCUGCGUUCAGUAAGCUAGAGAAGAGACAAAAUAGGCGAUACUAUUUCGAGACGAACUUGCAGAAGAUGGGAUUGGAGAUUGAACGACGUUCGAUCUCACCUUUGUUGGGUCGCACUCGAUUUGUUCUUUUGCAUGCACCGUUUCCUGUUUUGGAGAAGCAAGCGCAAUUGCUCUGUGUGAAGCUUCCAGUGCAACAAAGUGACGUUGAUUUCCAGGAUCGGACGGCACUUCCCGGCUUCCUUGAUAGUUUACUUUCUCGAAUUGGUAUUUUUGAGUUUGAUGCGAAAACUAGGAAAAUCUUGGAGGAGCCAGAUUUUUUCACUGCACCCUAUUCUAGUGAUAGGCGGAAACAGUUUGUAAACUGGGAUCGACCAGACAUCCUCUUCCCACAUUCGGAGCGAUCUCGAAUGGUUUAUGAUCUGCUUACUCGAGCGCAUUACGAUAAUCCACAUCUCGCAUCGAGAAUGCGCAAUCACUACCGAUUUGGAAUCGAACGAUUGAUC
This is a messenger RNA of Cylicostephanus goldi, 621 nucleotides long. Lineage: Eukaryota; Metazoa; Nematoda; Chromadorea; Rhabditida; Strongylidae. The record is from the annotation of a GenBank genome assembly.